AGCUCCAGUGGUAAAGAGAGCUAAAGCGCCACUCAAUACCACCCAUCACUGGGGUUGUGGGUUCGAUUCCCGCAGCGGUUCGCCGUUUCUGGCCUGGCGCUUCCUUCCCUUUCUUUCCUUUCUACUCCACAGCUAUUCCUUUCCUGCUCGGACGACUGCUGCCCCCAACGGGAUGGAGCCAACAUCAAUAUCAGCACCAUCUGCGAGACGGAAGGGCAACAAGUAGACAGAGUCCCAUAGUCGUGUGCCGGUCAAUCAGCGAUAAUGUGCAGCCGCAUACAGUAAGUGCCUGCGUUUGCGGAACUUCCUAUAUAUAUGGGACGGAGCCAAAGAUGAACAGAGCAGUCUGGUGGCGGAGGGACAACGCUGGUAAAAAACCGAUCUACACUGUGUGGCCUGCCGAACGAACACCAGUGCCCAGCGUCUAGUGCUGAAUGAUUGCGGAACUUCCCGUGCAGUCGCCACCGACGGGACUCUCCCCCUACAAAAUCUACAUUGUAACAAAAAACAUUGUAAUUGAGUAGGAAUAAAGGGGAUGCACAAUAGGCCCACAUGGGCCGCAGUGCACAAGGAGAUGUAAGUCUCCGGGCCCCACUUAGCGUAAAGUAAAGUAAAGUAAUAAAACGAAAUAUAAAGCCCAGAGUAAUUCAUCGUACAUUUCGUUGGGUUGUUAUCAGUUCCAUUUUGAUAUUCGAAGUGAGAGGUUUGAGAAGUAUAUUUCUGCGGCUUCUAAGCUAAAAAAAAUGUCCAGUGAAGGUGAUAAGAGUGAUAAUGUGGAUGCGAAAUUAACUCUAAUGCAGAAGCUAAAAAGUACCUUUAUUACAGAACAAGAUUCCGAGAUGCAGCUAACUUCGGUGGCUGCUGACUCUGAGUACUACGACAUGACAAAUAAGAAACGCGGUGUAGCUCUUAUCUUGAACCAUCGUGAAUUCAAGCGCAUGCCCACACGUUUGGGUACCAAUAAAGAUCGCGAUCGUAUGGAGGAAGUGUUCAAGAAGUUAGAAUUCGAAACAAGAGUCUUCAAUGAUCUAAAUCGGAAAGACUUACGCAAUCUCUUGGAGAAGGUAUCACAGGAAGAUCAUACGGACUACGACUGUUUGGUGGUUGUGGUGAUGACUCAUGGUGAGACCGGGUACCUCUAUGCCCUGGAUGACAGCUACAAAAUAGACGAGUUGUGGCAUGAGUUUACUGGUAACAAGUGCAAAAGCCUCAUUGGGAAGCCAAAACUCUUCUUUGUGAAUGCAUGUCGUGGCGAAAGAUUAGAUCAUGGUGUAAUGCAAGUUCGAGUUUUUACCGAUCAAGUAGACUCAACGGCCCGUGAGGUGACUUACGCCAUCCCAUCGGUAGCCGAUAUCCUCGUUAUGUAUUCCACCUUUGAAGGUCACUACUCCUGGCGCAAUCCUGAGAACGGAUCGUGGUUCAUCGAAGUUCUCUAUGAAGAGCUCAAGAAAUACGGCACAGAACGUGACCUUCUUACCCUGCUUACGGGUGUCAAUAGACGCGUAGCCUAUGAGUAUCAAUCGAACGUUCCAUCGAAUGUUAAAAUGGACUCAAAGAAACAACAACCGUCCAUUGUUAGUAUGCUCAAUAAGAUCCUCUUCUUCACACCGAAGAAGGAUUUUAAUAACUAAAGACUUUUCAAUGAUUGAUUGUGUUAAGUGUUGUCGUAUCGUCUACAAAGUAUUUACUCACUAUUUCUUAAAUACCUUACAAACAAACGCGCGGUGUUCUCUACUUAAUAGACUAAUAAUAAAGUCUAUAAUUUAAACUAAUUUCAAAAUCAUUGACAUUUUUUUUAAUUCUAUUUAAAAUUAUUAUUUUAUUCUUAAAGUUAUUUAUAUGAUUUCAAUAAAAUUAAAAUUAUAAAAAUAAUUUAAAGGAACUCACAUGAAAAGGAAGAGAAAACACGUACAAGCUGUAAGGAAAAAAAUCUCACCUGAGAUUCCCAUUUACACUAAAUUAGAAUUAAACCACUUUAAAAAUUCAUUAAAGUACCUACAUUAAAAACAAAAAUUAAUAAAAUAAUAUAUAAAAAUAGCACAAAAUCGUUUAUUUCAUUGAAAAAAUGAAAAGUAUAGGCCUAGUUCGAACUUCUUAAUGUUUUUUUUUUCAAUACAUUCUUACUUAAAAGCGAUAACACUUUUAAUGUAAAAAAGUAGGAUUAUUAAGGACAUAAAAUGGUACCAAAUUAAGGAAUAUUAAUUUUUAUUCAAAACCAUUUUUCUUCAGCUCCAAACGGACGUGAAUUAGACCACGUUCCUUUAUCUAAAUAAAUUUUUCAGAAUUUUUAAAUAUUCUACCUAACAUAAAUUGACAAUUCAUAACAAUAAUGAAUAGAAAAUUAUCGAAAAAGAAAAA
This is a messenger RNA of Lutzomyia longipalpis, 2358 nucleotides long. Its product is annotated as caspase-1-like. The transcript is spliced from 4 exons. Gene Ontology annotation, molecular function: cysteine-type endopeptidase activity. The record is from RefSeq and is a predicted model, not a curated record. The coding region runs from base 744 to 1631 and encodes 295 amino acids. Lineage: Eukaryota; Metazoa; Arthropoda; Insecta; Diptera; Psychodidae. Gene Ontology annotation, biological process: proteolysis.